AUGGCUCAUGCAAGGGAGCCGCAUGGCUUUGGUUGUAUGCAAUAUGUAGAGCCUACUGAUGCUACUGAAGGCAAAUACCAGAUGGAUAACACAACAUGUGAAUGCAAGGGAGCAUCAACAACAGCUGCAAAUGCAGCAAUUGCAACUUAUGCAGCAACGCAAUACUCAGUUGCAAAAAAGGAUCCUAAUCAUCCUUCACUUGGUGGUCCUAUGAAUGCUAUGAACUCUGAAGGAAUGAUGGGGCAGCCAUCAGCCAGUGUAUUGGCCAUGAAAAUGUACGAGGAGCAUAUGAAACAUCCUCAUUCAAUGGAUUCAGAGACAUCUCCAGUUCUAAUGGAUGCCAAUAGGAUGGCCCUUAUCAAGUCAGCAACUAAUCAUCAAGGUUAUAGAAUUCAAAAUCUGCACGAGCAAGUUCUGGGAAAAAACAAAAAAAGAAGAAGACUUCUCUCUCCUUGUGUUUGUGUGCCCAUUCAGUAAGUGCUCGACAGUGAUACAUCAGAGCGACCUUGUCUUGCAUUAAGGAUUAUGUACUAGAGGAAGAUUUGGGAAUUGAGGAACCAACACAUUUGGAAGCUCUACUAGACGGGUUCGUGGAUCCCGAGGUGAACGUCUAGAGUUAUAGUUUAUUUUUGUGCUAAACUAGGAAAUUUAUUUACGAUCAUGUAUAAUAUAAUUUUUUGUUUAUUCCGCUCCUAAGUUUAUGGAUGAAUUAUUUAGUUGUUCUCAUGAUGUAAAUAAUUUUUAAUUUGUAAUACCGUCCAGGAUGGGUUUUAGGGCGUUCGUAGGGCCAUAUGUUUGAUUUGCUGCACUGUUAAAAUUAAUUUUAUUCUUUCUUUGGUAGCAUUUAUUUUGGGAACAUAUGUUUGAAUUGUAGUGGAACUCUUUGUCCAAAGAA
Messenger RNA from Ilex paraguariensis (yerba mate), 895 nucleotides. The record is from the annotation of a GenBank genome assembly. Lineage: Eukaryota; Viridiplantae; Streptophyta; Magnoliopsida; Aquifoliales; Aquifoliaceae.